AUGAUUGAAGAAUUGAUGUCUGACGUUUCCAGGUCGAUAGUGCCCACGGUCGGAGAGAGUAUGGAAACAAGCGAAAAUAUUGAGCCACCGAGUCAGGUAAAACAAAGAGUGGAAGCGCUUCAAGAAGCCCUCAAGAGAGCAGAGACGUCUGAUUGUGGUAAGCCAAGCAUGGAAUCAUUUAUAGAGACGAACCAAGGCAGAACCCGACGUAUUCGACUGGACAGCAGUGUGCAGGAGCUUGGAGUGCACAUUUGGGGAGCCUCACGAAAACGGAGCAAGCAACGCCCAUUGCGGGUGAAGUUGUUGUGCAACAAUUUGCGAACUAUUUGA
This is a messenger RNA of Ostertagia ostertagi, 330 nucleotides long. Lineage: Eukaryota; Metazoa; Nematoda; Chromadorea; Rhabditida; Trichostrongylidae. The record is from the annotation of a GenBank genome assembly.